Messenger RNA from Mesorhabditis spiculigera, 576 nucleotides. NCBI's taxonomy places the organism in Eukaryota, Metazoa, Nematoda, Chromadorea, Rhabditida, Rhabditidae. The record is from the annotation of a GenBank genome assembly.
AUGCCUUCCUUACCACGGGUGGAUCGACUUAAAACUAUAUAUUCAGCACCUAAGGCGCUAAACUACGGCUGGCGGUUCACAGAUCAUGUCAAGCAACCAUCUUUUAACGGCGUCACCCGCUAUAUCCCUCAAGUUCAUCGGAUAACGUUCAGAUUCUGCAAACAAAGUGAAGGGAGCGUGGGCGUAAGGAAUUUCGUCGAAGAACGCCUGAUUUCGAUGGCAGAAAGGCAUCCGUCUUGCGUGUUGUACACCCAGCCAAUAAGAAACUCGAACCCGACAAUCCGCGCAGAAUACGCAAAUGGGCGAAUUGUUCAGAUGGAAGCCACUGGACUGUCGAUGGAGGAGAUCGAGAAAGAUGUUCGGCUGAUUCUUUCGCGUUCCGGCUUACCGAUUGUAAAAUUGGAGGGGCGGCAAUCUUCCACAGCUCCGUCGAUACAAGGGCAAUGGACGCCGUUCACCUGGCAGCCGGCGCGAAUGGCAAACGCUCAGCUUCUCGACCCGGAAUUCACAGCGCACAAGACGGUCAAGCAGUCGGCCUCGGACUUCAUCCUCGAGCAUCAUCAGCACAUGAACAAA